AGUUUUCUUCAUGGCUGACUGCUUACGACAUCCUUGUAGCGCGAUAAACGCGUAAAGAUAUUUCCUAGGAGUUAAAGAUCGUAACAGGAGCAGUGGAAGGUCUUAAUGAUAUAGAGUUUUCUUGCAAUUGGUAAUUAGUAAACGAAGUCUGGUUAUUUUUUGGCAGAUGAGGCAGGAGUACAUAGGGAUUCAUAUUUCUGUCUUUUCGCGUGUGACACUGUUUACUCGACCUCUGCCAAUAUCAUGCAGUGUGAAGUAUUCAUUUAAUAAAAGUAGCUCUUAUCUCUUUCAAAGCGCAAUUCAUGCAAAGUAUAUCAGACGCUCUCUAAGAUGUACUUGAGAAAUUGACUAAACAAAAAAAAGUCAAAAAGAGAAGGAAAAAUUGAAGCAACGUGAAUGUACGCCUGGGCUUAGCUAAGGGUUAGGUUGUCACUGGGGCAAAUACCGACGUCUCGAGGCGAUUUCGCUUUAAAAUCAACAGCGAAAAUAGUGCCUGCGUCAAAGGAAAAAGGUGGAGUAAUCUUCUAUUGAUAUUGAAAUUUAGACAUUUAAGAAGGAAAAGGAGGGCCGUAAGCAGCUUGCGGAAGUCCGGCCUGUAUGCCUUUUUGAAAAGGUGGUCAACUAAUAUCUCGGUUGAUCAAAGUGUAGAUCAACACAUUACAGAAACGGUCAUAGUUUAAUCUCCGAGAAGUGGGAUUGUUGGAAAAAUGGCGAAUCCAUCAAACGACUCGAUACCUUUGAAUUCAAGAGAUAUUUUAAAUGUGGCCAUCGAAGGAGGUCUGAUGUUGAUUAUCAGUUCUGUUGCAAUCAUGGGAAACUUACUGAUUUGUUUUCUUACGUUUAUCAAUCCACGACUUCAUACAGUAUCCAACGUGUUUGUCGUAUCUUUGGCUAUAUGCUACAUGUUUGCGGCAUGCCUUGUCCUACCUACCACAGCUGGCAGCCUCUUAGCGGGAAGAUGGCCAUUUGGUCAAGUCUUAUGCGACAUUCAGGGAUUCACUUUUUUGAAUUUCAUUUGGGUGUCUCUGUUGACGUUGACAAGUAUGGCGGCAAGCCGAUAUUUCAAGUUCACUCAUGUGGCAUUUUACAAAAAGGGCUUCACUCUUGAUCGAUCCAUUGGAAUGAUUAUGGUUGUGUGGGUCCUUGCUGCUGCGUUAUUGGUCGCUCAAAUAGCAUUUGGGUCGGCCAUUUUUAGAUUUUCUUCAGAGAAAUCAGUCUGUUACAUGUCCUCUAGCAAUGAAAACCAUCGUGAAAACAUCACCAACUCAGUAAUAACGAUGGUGCUUUACACAAUGCUGCUCAUUAUGUCGGUUAAUGCAUGGUAUUCGAUCAGAAGACAAGACACAUACAAUUGCUCUUCACCUCAACUGGAAAGAACAAACACUAAAACUGAGAUUGAGUUCAAAACUCUGCUGGAAGAGAGAAGAACAAAUCAAGUGUUGUUGGCAAUGGUGGUGGAGGUUCUUUUGCUAUGGUUGGCAGCUAUUAUAAUUCAGCUGUUAGAGCUUUCAACCCAGUCAGCUAGCUUUUCACGUCAUGUUCAUCUGGCCACUACGUUUCUUUGGAGCAUUGUUCCUGCCCUUCAUCCCAUCACAUAUGGCAUCUUAUCCAAACCGUUUGCAAGGGAAGCGAUACGAAUUUUGCCCCGGUUGCCACGAUCGAGCCUGCGUAGGAAUAAGGUGCACGCUGAACAGGCCGAACAAGCCGUGUAAUUCACCAUGAAUCAAGUCG
Messenger RNA from Stylophora pistillata, 1731 nucleotides. RefSeq names its product phe13-bombesin receptor-like. The record is from RefSeq and is a predicted model, not a curated record. Gene Ontology annotation, molecular function: G protein-coupled receptor activity. Gene Ontology annotation, biological process: G protein-coupled receptor signaling pathway. Gene Ontology annotation, cellular component: membrane. Lineage: Eukaryota; Metazoa; Cnidaria; Anthozoa; Scleractinia; Pocilloporidae.